Messenger RNA from [Torrubiella] hemipterigena, 1845 nucleotides. Lineage: Eukaryota; Fungi; Ascomycota; Sordariomycetes; Hypocreales; Clavicipitaceae. The record is from the annotation of a GenBank genome assembly.
AUGACGUUUCAGCUUCCCGCCACCACCAACAGAACGGUAGCAGUGCUCGGCGGUGGCGUGCUGGGAAGGCGAAUCGCCUGCUCAUGGGCAGCGAGCGGCUUCGACGUUGCCGUGUUUGACCCUGACUCAGAGCAGAGGAUUGCAACUGUUCACUACUGCCAAGCCAACGCGGUGCAGUUUUCCGACGUGAAGCAGCGCGGGUCCGUGGAAGCGUUCCAAGAUGUCCAAGACGCAGUGAGCAGGGCGUGGCUCGUCAUUGAGGCCAUCCCUGAGCGGUUGGCCCUUAAGAUUAGCACGUUCCAACAGCUCGAGGUUAUGGCGCCAAAGGAUGCCAUUCUCGCGACCAACUCGUCCUCUUUCAAGUCGCGAGAGAUGGUCUCUGACCUGCAGCCAAGCACCAAACAGCGGGUGCUCAACAUGCACUACUAUAUGCCGCCGCGCAAUCGUGUUGUUGAGCUCAUGACGGACGGCAACACGGACAAGACCAUUUUCCCCUUUCUUCAGCGGAAGCUGGGUGAAACAGGCAUGCGCGCGUACGUGGCUCGCAAAGAGUCGACGGGUCUCAUCUUCAACCGGCUGUGGGCUGCCAUUAAAAGAGAGAUCCUGACCAUUUUGGCUGAGGGCGUGUCGGUUCCUGAAGAGAUUGACGAGCUGUGGCAGCAAAUAUGGGUCGAAAACGUAUCUGGGCCCGUGGCCAUGAUGGAUGCCGUCGGGCUCGACACUGUGUCCUUCAUUGAGCAGCACUACAUUGCUGAGCGUCAGCUGUCCGAUCUCCCCGUGCGGUACCUGCAACAGUACAUUGAUGAGGGUAAGCUGGGCGCCAAGUCCAGCAAGGGCGGGCUGCUACCUGCUGGCAAGACGACCAAGACCAGCGCCAAGUUGCGCGGCGAUCACGACAACCUCCACGCGCCGUUGCUAUACUUUUUGGACAUUGGGCUCCGCGCACCAGACAUCCAAGACGCCUUUUCAUCAGGCCGCAUCCUGACAGGUGCGUCGGACGGCAGAGCCAUGCGGGUACUCGUCGACCACCAGAGGACGCCUGAUGGCCUUGCGGUAUCGCUAGCCGUAGGUAAGCUCUUCUGGACGAGCAUGGGAGUGCCUGCGGAAAACGACGGCGCCGUGCUCAGUGCCAACCUAGACGGCUCCGAUGUGCAGGAGAUUGUUCCCCGCGGGCAUGUGCAUACGCCCAAGCAAAUUUGCAUCGAUCAUGAGAGCAAGACGCUCUACUUUUGUGACCGCGAAGGCCUGCGUGUGAUGCGCUGCGGCUUUGACGGGUCUGGGCUGGAGACCAUCAUCCGUACUGGCCGUUGGAAGGAGGACGUCGACGCCGUAGAGGACCAGACCAACUGGUGCGUGGGAAUUGCUGUCGACCUGGCCCAGCGUAACUUUUACUGGACGCAAAAAGGCCCUUCUAAGGGCAACAUGGGUCGUAUUCUGCGCGCUAGCCUGGACAUGCCUGCCGGUCAGACGUGCGACAGCCGGUCCGAUAUCGAGGUCCUGUUCCGCGGCCUGCCUGAGCCCGUAGACUUGGAGCUGGACCCUGCUGAGAGAGUGCUCUACUGGACCGACCGAGGAGAGCAUCCAGUGGGAAACAGCAUCAACAGCGCCAGCCUGUCGGGCAUCCAGCCUGUCAGAGCAGAGAACAGUGUGCCGGGAGUACAUUACAAGAUCUUGGCGCGAAACUUCCACGAGGCUAUCGGCAUAAAGCUCGAUACGCGAAACAGGCACAUUUAUGCGACUGACCUGGGUGGCUCCGUCUACCGCUUCGACCUCAACGGUGGCGAUCGCCAGCGUUUCUAUGAAGAGCAGGGUGCAUUUACCGGCCUCACUCUGGCGUUUGUCUAG